GGACAUCUACGAGGAUACACGUGUUUGUGCUACGAAGUUUUAUUAGAUUUUAUCAAUAAAAAAAACAAAAUUUGGAACUUAAAAUUUGCUUCUUCGCCCUAUUCCUUUUUGAGAGAGAUAUGAAAGGACAUUUACAACACAAGUAUAAAAUUACACAAACAGCAAUUGAUAUCAAGCGAAACAUGGAUAUUUACCUAAAAGAGUUUCUUGUGUUUGUUACAAUAUUUUGUUGGAAUGCAAAUACUCAGGAGAAUACAAAUAAUCCCGGAAUUGUACGAAGAAUGAUUGGUGGAAAAGAAGUUGAAAUUGAGGAUUAUCCAUAUAUGGUUGCCAUGUUCGUUAAAGAAGAUCCAAAAGAUGUAUUUGACUAUUUUGUUGGAUCAUUUACAUUGAUAACAACGAGAACUGCAUUGGGUGUUGCUCACAUAGUAAAAGAUUACACAACUGAACAAUUGUUGGGAACGGUUGGACACAAAGAUAAAUACGUAGGAACUACAGUGCGUUUUUCUGAAAAAAUUGUACAUCCAGAUUUUAGAAAACAGUUAUUCUUUUAUGAUAUUGCACUUUUGAUACUAAAUUCCACUGCUAUUCUUCCUUCAAUAGUAAAACCUAUCGCAUUACCAAGUGUAAAUAGAAAAUACACUUCCGGAACAGCAUUGAUGGUUGGGUGGGGAAGAAUUGGAAAAGACUCAUCACGUUUCCUGAAAAUGGCUUCUGUUAAUAUAGUCAAUGUUAAUGACACCGUCUACAAAGGUCAAUCAAUCUACAUGACAGAGUAUGUAAUUCUCACACGUCAAAACGGUGCUUCAAUAAUGCCUGGUGAUUCUGGUGGUCCCCUUAUAUAUGAAAAUAAUGACGGAGUACGAAUAGAAAUUGGGGUUUCAAGUACAAGUCAGAUGAAACCGGGUGGAGUUAAUAUUUAUGUUUCCACAAGUUACUUUAUUGAUUUUAUAAAACAGAACUGCGUAGGAGACUUAACAUUUGCAUAA
Messenger RNA from Centruroides sculpturatus (bark scorpion), 989 nucleotides. RefSeq names its product trypsin-3-like. NCBI's taxonomy places the organism in Eukaryota, Metazoa, Arthropoda, Arachnida, Scorpiones, Buthidae. Gene Ontology annotation, molecular function: serine-type endopeptidase activity. Bases 120 to 989 code for a protein of 289 amino acids. Gene Ontology annotation, biological process: proteolysis. The record is from RefSeq and is a predicted model, not a curated record. The transcript has 9 exons.